AUGGCUUUUGAGGUUCGGUUUCGAAUACCCACAGGCUUGCUCCCUCGCGGAUUAUCAGACAACCAUAAUAGCAGCGACUCACGUUCCAAUAACAGUCAAGGUGGCAAAAAACCAACGGCAUCGUCCCACGUGGACGUCCACGUCGCAGUCUCUCCUGAGGAGCCUCUCCGGUCGGUCUUCAACCGACUCUUCCAGUCGCAUCUGCCCGACUGCUGCUUGCUGCCGUGCGAUGCACGUCACGUGCAGCAGGGAGCAGCCAGUGGCGUGGACGCCGCUGGCGAGAGUGAUUCGGCGCGUGGGACGCAGCAGCGGGUCCGGUUUCUGGUGCUAGGGCAGGUGGUGUACCUCUCACCUGACUCCACUGUGGCGCAAGCGAAGCUGAAGUCCGCAGUGGCGAGGCCACGUGGGAUCGACUACAGCAAGUGGGACGCCAUCGGCACUAGCAGCGACGAGGACGAGGACGAGGACGAGGAGGAGCAGGCGCACAACGUGCACGAGCGUUGGGGGGCGCUGAACACACACACGUUACGGGGCGGCGCUGGCUCAAAGCCAGCAAAGGCGCCGAGUUCUGCGGGGACUUGUGGCGCGGGCCUUUCAGAACUCAAGGAGGUGAUUUGGCGUGCUCACCAGGACGUGGUGAGGCGCUAUGGUUUCCCAGACGUGGUGGUUACCAAGGCCCACAAGGCGUCUGGAGGGGAAGGCCGGGGAUCAGGGAGAGCGAGGGGUAAGGACGUACCUGGGAAGCUUCAGCUGGUGAGUCGGGAGGACAUGGUUCACUACCUGGACGUGAGGGGCGCGUGGGAUGCGAAGGAGUGCGAGUGCUGCUUCCAACGCGCUCUCACCCUGGGAGCAGAGCGCGCUGUGACCAUGCAGAGCCUCACUUUCGCCCGGGCGCUCCUGCAGAAGCAGCUGCCGGGCGCCACGCCCUUCGUACCACGCCCCGAUGCAGUGGACGCGGGCGUGCUGGCGUUCUCCGCGGGCGUGCAGGCGUUUGGCGAGCAAGGCGAGCGCGCAUCGCUGGCCUCGCCCCAUGCGCAGUUCUCCUGCAAGUAUGCUCUCGCGCCCUUCGUCUGUGUGGAAGGCAUGCUGCUUGAGUGGCUGGCUGAGCCGCGUGUGGGCGUGCUCAUGGACCUGGGGAGGAUCCGAUCCCGCCUGCCUGCCAUUCUGGGCAAUGAAGGCUCUGCUCGGAAUAAGAGAAAAGGCUCUGCUGCUUCUGCUGCUUCUGAAUCAACCCCUGCUGCUGCUCUUCCUGCCCUUUCUGCUGCCUCUGCAGCGUGGUCGUGCUGCUGCCGCUGCAGCAGCUGCUGGGGUGCCUACCGCCGUGCUGUGAGCUUCGCUGCCUUCCUUGUGCUCGUGGCGAGGUGGCCGCGAAUGGACACCAUUUGGAAAGUGCACGUGGAUAUAUAUGAUGCCGUAUACCCAGCGCUAGCAGGGCAGCUGGGGGCGGGCCGACAGGUGGAGGAGGACUGUGCUGCCUCCGUGCUGGUGCAGGUGCUGGGGGUGAAGGAGAGGGCUGAUUUGAAGGAAGGGUUUGGGUUCUUCGUGCAGCAUGUGCUGUCAGGUGGGCUGGAGAAAGCGCAUGCAGCGAGGGGGAAGGGGCGUGGGGGAGCUGGGGAAUCUGGAGGAAAGACUGCUGGGAAGGCGGAGGGGAAGGGGAGGGGGGGAGCUGGGAACAGUGCGGGGCUGAUGGGACAGACGGGGCAAAGCGGGAAGAUGGAGCAGGCAAUGGGCGCGGUGAUGCGGAUAGUGCAGAUGGGCGAUUGCAAGGGGCCGGAGGACUGGUUGCCAGUCAUGGAGGAGUAUGGAGUUGAGCUGGCAGAUGUGGCACGCCUGGGCCACAUGCUCGGGGGUGAUGGCGCGGGGGCCAUGGGCAUGGCUCUGCCUUUUGACCUGAAGGGAAAGGAAGGGGGGGGUGGGACGGAAGGGGUGGGUGGUGGUGAUAGGAAGGGUGAGAAUUGGAGGGAGAAUUUGAAGGGGCGUGUGUGGGAGAGGUAUGUGGAUGGCAUGGCUUGGAUCCUGGAGCAUGGAGGGGGGGAAGGGAGGGAGUUCCGAUGCAGCCACUGCAGUGAGGGGGGCAGCAGCAGCAGCAGAAGCAGCAGCAGCAGCAGCAGCAGCAGCAGCAGCAGUGUGAGCAAUGCUGUGGAAGGCAGGGAUAUUCCCAGGGGCAUGUAUGUGAGUGGCGUGGGUGCCACUGACUUCGCCCUGGCAGUGGCCUCUGUGUUCUCCAUGCCAGAGCACCGCAAGCUGGCAGCCAUGCUCUUUGCAGCGUCUCACAGCGCGAGCAGCAGCAAUGUGCAGGAUGCAGCCAUUGAGGAGGCGCGGGAGAGGCUGAGGAGGCGGAAACUGACAAGUGGGAAGUCAGGGAAAGAGGAGAACGAGGGAGGGGCAACAGGAGGAGGAGUGGAAGCAGCAGCAUCAGGUGCAGCAGGAGGAGGGCGCCCACCUCCCAGUGCUGCUGCUCUCUCUGCCAGAGCUGGGCCUGCUAAUCAUAGCAGCGCCUCUGCUGGUGGUUUGAGUGGGACUAGCAGCAUGAGCAGCAGUGGGAUGCUCAGUCGUGGCCUUAUGCCGGUCAACACAGACCCCACCAUUGGGCUGCUCACGUAUCGUGUUGCUUGCAUCUUGCAGUGGCUUCGAAUCUACGGCUCAGAUUUCAUCUCCGCCAAGAUGUGCUGCAAGGACAACCCACAGGGAAAGGUCCUGCCCAUGCGCCACCCGCUUCGGGAUCUUCCGAGCCUGCUGGUCCGGUUCGGCGCUGUUCUCCCGCCAUUGGACGGGAGCACCUGCAUCCCGGAGUGGGGGGAGUGGCCUGAGGGGGACGAAGCUGCUAUGAAGUUUCCUGAGGACUCCAGUGCGAGAUGUUUCGGGCUGGGCAGUGCUGAUGGCAGGCAGAGUCGCAGGAACAGCGGGAAUGGGGCAGCGCAGCAGGGAAGCGUCCGGGGACCUCUCACACCUCUCACUAAGCACGUGCUGCCGCUUCAGAGCGGAGAGUCCUGGCCGAUAGUCCGGUGCAGGGCAGAUUCGGACUUGAUAGUGGAGUUUGCCGGUUUGUUCCUGGAGGCACCAGCAUGCACGCACUGCAGCAGGUGCAUCACCCUGUUCAUCUCGCACGUCCCCUUGGUCGCUCUCAUUGCCAACUUCGCCUAUCGCCCCACCACCGUCCUCCUCGACCGCUUCCUCUCCGUCUUCCAGCCGCACUCCGAGGUGUUUCAGAGCCUUCUCGUCCGCCUGGGGCUGAACUCUUCCCUUAACGCUUCUCACGACAGCCGUUCUGGCAAGCGGAGCAGCAGCAGCAGCAGCAGCAGCAGCGUGCGUGCGUUACGGGAACGGGUGGAGCAGGUGCCGGUUGCCUUUCUGCUCAGCCUGGCGCUGCUCUGCGCCACGCCUCUCCUGCAGCAGAGCGGCACGGAAGGCAGGCAGAAUCUCAGGGCUGGAGAGGGAACCUCUGGGGGUAAAGAGAAGGCGGGCCGCAGUAGGGCGAGAAGUGGGGAUUGUGGGGAAGGCAGAGGGGGUGGAAAGGGUGGUGAUGUUGAAGGAGAUAGUGGGGUCGUGUGGGAGGAGGUGCAAUCCUGGUUCAUGGUAGCAAUGCGGCCUGCCUCUGGGAUGGGGGGUGACGGGGCGGGCUGUGGUGGCAGGCAGGCAAGGGAGGAGGAAGUGAGAGCACGGGUGGACGAGGCUUCAGAGGUUUACCAGUGCUCUCUGCUGCCCAGAUUCUGUGAUGACAUGAAGCACGGGAGUGGGCUUGGUGGUUUUAGCAAGCGGAAGGGCAAGAAGAAGGAGGUGCCGGCUUAUCUGAUGCCCUGGCCGGGGGGGAUCAAUCUGGUGGCGUGUCUGCGAGAGAUGCUGCUGGGGGAGCCCUGCUAUCGCCCUGCCUCCCCUGCUGCGUCUUCCGCCUCUGCUGCUCCAACCCCUGGAACUGCAGGAAAGAAUGCAACCGCGUCUGUUUCAGUUACAGAAGGCUCGGGUGCUGCUGCUUGUAGGCGGCAUAUUUGCGGUGCUGCAGGGUGUGGGGGGGUGGAGGGUGGUGGUGUGAAGUUGAAGAAUUGCUCUGGGUGUGGCAAGGUGGCGUAUUGCAGCAAAGAGUGCCAGAAGGCGCACUGGCCCUCCCACAAGCUCACAUGCCCCGGCAGGACUAGCGGCCAGAAGAGGGGGGCCAAGAGUGGCAAGGUGAGGACAAUGUGA
This is a messenger RNA of Closterium sp. Naga37s-1, 4179 nucleotides long. NCBI's taxonomy places the organism in Eukaryota, Viridiplantae, Streptophyta, Zygnematophyceae, Desmidiales, Closteriaceae. The record is from the annotation of a GenBank genome assembly.